AUGUCACUUCGUCUAGCUACAGAAGCCUAUACAGUAGCAUGGUUCGCUCCCUUGCACUUUGAGGCUAGUGCUGCCAUCCUCAUGCUCGAUGAACACCACCAAAGUCCGCUUCCGAAUGAAGGCCAGCGGCUAUGCUACAGAUUUGGGCGGAUGGGUAGGACUAAUGUUGCGAUCGCUUUCUUUCCAGCUGGAGAAAUUGGAAUUGGCGUUGCCGGCUAUAUGGCCUCCGAGAUCCAGCGUGACCUGCGGAACAUCAAGACUGGCAUCCUCGUUGGUAUAGGUGCGGGUAUACCGCGAUAUGGACGUGAUAUGCGUCUAGGUGAUGUGGUGGUCGCUAGUCCAACCGAUAAUAACUCCGGUGUUCUUGGAUUUGAUAUGGUCAAAAUUGAGCCGGAGCAAAUCGUUCUCAAGCAAUGGCAGAAUGCGCCCGAUAGACAUAUACGCUCCGCAAUGACUAAUCUCCGGGCUUCCCCCGAGACGACUGCAAGAUUCAUGUCGAACCUCAAUAGGUUCAGGAGUACGAGCUUCCCUCAAUGUCCUGUACCCCCGCCAAAUGUCACCUGCGGGUCAUUUACGCAGCGACGCGAGCCUCUUAUCCAUUAUGGCUGUAUUUUGUCCGGGAACAGUGUUAUAAAGUCUGCCGAAAUACGCAAUCAAUUAGCCCGUGAAUACGAUGCCCUUGCGAUUGAAAUGGAAGCAGCGGGAAUGAUGAAUACCUUACCGGUUGCAGUGGUAAGAGGAAUCAGUGAUUGGGCAGAUGCCGAAAAGAACGAUGUUUGGCAGGAGUAUGCAGCAGCGACCGCUGCAGCGGUAGCAAAGGAUCUUCUAGCAUGUCUAGACGGGAGUCAUUCGAUCAGCUGUAAGUAUUGCAUACUUACCAUGCCUGAUACAUCUUCUCACAUGCUUCAGGCGAAACUCAAUUACGGGACCACCCAGCCGCGACCGUUCUAG
This is a messenger RNA of Aspergillus fumigatus Af293, 951 nucleotides long. RefSeq names its product Pfs domain protein. NCBI's taxonomy places the organism in Eukaryota, Fungi, Ascomycota, Eurotiomycetes, Eurotiales, Aspergillaceae. The transcript has a single exon. Gene Ontology annotation, molecular function: catalytic activity. The coding region runs from base 1 to 951 and encodes 316 amino acids. Gene Ontology annotation, biological process: nucleoside metabolic process. The record is from RefSeq and is a predicted model, not a curated record.